This is a messenger RNA of Exserohilum turcica Et28A, 1371 nucleotides long. RefSeq lists its product as uncharacterized. NCBI's taxonomy places the organism in Eukaryota, Fungi, Ascomycota, Dothideomycetes, Pleosporales, Pleosporaceae. The transcript is spliced from 2 exons. Gene Ontology annotation, biological process: regulation of DNA-templated transcription. The record is from RefSeq and is a predicted model, not a curated record. Bases 1 to 1371 code for a protein of 456 amino acids. Gene Ontology annotation, molecular function: zinc ion binding; sequence-specific DNA binding; protein binding.
AUGCACCCGCACCGUCCGGACCUCAACGGGCUGCCAAUGGACGAUGUGAUGCAACACAUGGAUUUGGACAUGUCCUCGCUUGAUGGGGCCGAGGGCCAAAACGGCGCCUUCGCCUUUGCCGACCCGCCAAUGCACCAGUCGACCGUACCACCCAACAGCACCAUGGGCACCGAGAUGCAAAUGACGGGCGCGGGCGCAGGCCCGCUGCCCACGGGCUUCGGCGCGCCCAACAUGAACCCCUCUGGCAGCACCCUGACCGAGUUCACCAAGCGCCGCAACUGGUCGCAGCGCGUCCUCGAGGAGCUGCGCGACCUGCUGCACAUCCUGACGCCCGACGGCCGCAUCCUCUAUGUCUCGGCCUCGUGCAAGGUGCUGACGGGCUGGGAGCCCUCGCACAUCAUGGGCCGCUUCAUCAACGAGUUCAUCCACCCCGACGACAUUGGCAUCUUCGUCAAGGAGUUCAACGAGUCCAUCGCUUCCGGCAACCCUCUGCGCUUCUUCUACCGCUUCCGUAAGACGGACGAUACAUGGAUCAUCUUCGAGUCCCACGGCCACCCGCACCUCAGCAGCGACACAAACACGUUUGCACCACCCAACUCGAUCAAUUGCCGCGGCUUCUUCAUGAUGGCCCGCCCCUAUCCGACCAAGAACGCCGCCCUGCUCGACUCGUUUCUCGAACACAAGAUUGAAAACGAGCGCCUCAUGAAGCGCAUAGCCGAGCUCAAGCGCGAGGAGCAGGACGAGCAGGACGACUGGGUCCGCAAGGCCGAGUGCGCCACGGCUUCGAUGACACCCUCGGAAUCCCACGUCACCCAAACCAUGAGCCAGGCCGAUGCCGUCUCGUACGCACAAAUGCCCCCGCCCGCCAAACCCGUCAUAUCCAACACGGCCCUCACGCGACAGAACCUCGACGAAGCCCUCGCCGCAAGCAAGCCCGACAGCAUCAACGACAAGAUGGCGCGAUAUGAGGGCGCAAACCACCUCGAGACGAUUGAAAUGCUGACGGGGCUGCGCUACAGGGAUGGCGAGCGCUCUCAGGGUAUCAGUACCGGCGAUGUCAGUCCCAACCUCAUCCGUGGCGAUGCAGGCAUACAAAUAUCCCUGGAUCGCGACGGCAGAAACUCGUCGGACAAGAAGAAGAAACUUAAAAUUGCCGAUGAAUAUGUGUGCACUGACUGUGGCACGCUGGACUCGCCUGAGUGGCGAAAAGGUCCAAACGGGCCAAAAACACUAUGCAAUGCUUGCGGAUUGCGAUGGGCAAAGAAGGAGAAGAAGAAGCAGCAAGGCACAAAUUCCAGCAUGCCGAGCGGCAACAACAGCAUGAUGCACACACCAGCCAUGCCUAUGCACAGCAGCACGGGCAGCAGCUGA